Messenger RNA from Drosophila ficusphila, 961 nucleotides. RefSeq names its product protein-L-isoaspartate(D-aspartate) O-methyltransferase (gene Pcmt). Gene Ontology annotation, molecular function: protein-L-isoaspartate (D-aspartate) O-methyltransferase activity. Gene Ontology annotation, biological process: protein modification process. The transcript has 4 exons. Gene Ontology annotation, cellular component: cytoplasm. The coding region runs from base 125 to 805 and encodes 226 amino acids. Lineage: Eukaryota; Metazoa; Arthropoda; Insecta; Diptera; Drosophilidae. The record is from RefSeq and is a predicted model, not a curated record.
AGUGUGAUAUGUGCUCUACCAUCUCUGCGGUGCAUCGUUAAAACGAAAACAAGUCAGAACUUUGGAGCAGGGAAACUUUAUUUUAGUAAUUAUUAAGUUGGUUCUGUUCGUCCGCGCCUUCACCAUGGCGUGGCGUUCCGUGGGAGCCAAUAACGAGGACCUCAUACGUCAGUUGAAGGAGCACGGCGUCAUCGCCAGUGAUGCGGUGGCCAAGGCCAUGAUGGAAACCGACCGCAAGCACUACUCGCCGCGCAACCCCUACAUGGAUGCCCCGCAACCCAUCGGAGGAGGGGUCACCAUCAGUGCACCUCACAUGCAUGCAUUCGCCUUGGAGUAUCUGCGCGAUCAUCUGAAGCCCGGUGCCCAUGUGCUUGAUGUGGGCUCUGGAUCGGGAUACCUCACAGCCUGCUUCUUUCGCUACAUCAAGGCAAAGGGCACAAAUGCGGAGACCCGAAUUGUGGGCAUCGAGCACCAGGCGGAACUUGUGCGGCUGAGUAAGGCUAACUUGAACACCGACGACGGCAGCAUGCUCGACUCCGGCCAGCUGUUGAUCGUGGAAGGCGAUGGACGCAAGGGAUACCCUACCAGUGCGCCCUAUAACGCCAUCCACGUGGGAGCUGCUGCGCCGGACACGCCCACCGAACUAAUAAACCAACUGGCUAACGGCGGACGCCUCAUUGUCCCCGUGGGUCCCGACGGCGGCUCCCAGUAUAUGCAACAGUACGACAAGGACGCCGAUGGGAAAGUGCAGAUGACACGUCUCAUGGGAGUAAUGUACGUGCCCCUCACGGAUCUACGCUCCUGACUGCAUCGAGUAGGAAGGUCACUGGUUGCGGUGCUGAUGCUCGUCUUUAUUAUUUACCAAAUUUGGGCUUACUCUCGCUAGUAUUAAUUAUCCAAUAAAUUGCAAAUGCUUGUUUUCUCGUUGAGUCCAAUUAAAUAAGUUUCCUGAACAAACUAA